Molecule: messenger RNA, 2713 nt
Organism: Pelobates cultripes (western spadefoot toad)
Lineage: Eukaryota; Metazoa; Chordata; Amphibia; Anura; Pelobatidae
Source: the annotation of a GenBank genome assembly
AUGGAGCCGCCCAGUAACCGUAGCUCCCCGGCGGAGGCCGGCCCGGUGCUGCUGGGGGUGUCGGUGGCCUGCCAGGCCCUGCUGCUGCUCGGCCUGCUGCUGCUGUCCUGCCUGGGGAACCUGUCUGUGAUCGCGGUGAUCGCCAAACACCGGCAGCUCCGCACGGUGACCAACGCCUUCAUCGUAUCGCUGUCCGUGUCCGCCCUGCUGUCCGCCCUGCUCUGCCUGCCGCUCUCCCUGCUGCUCCUGCUGGGCCGGGGCCGGGCCUGGCUCUGCAAAGCCAGCGGCUUCUUCAACUCGUGUUUCGGCAUCGUGUCCUCGCUGACCAUGACCCUCAUCUCCCUGGACCGGUACUACGCCAUCGUGCGGCAGCCCCAGGAGAAGAUCGGCCGGGCCCGGGCCGCCCAGCUGCUGCUAGCCGCCUGGCUGACCGCCCUGGGCUUCUCGUUCCCCUGGUACCUGCUGGCCCGGGAGCAAUGGGUGGUCCACAGCCAGGGCUACCAGCACUGCAUGUAUGUCUUUCACUCGGGGGGCUCCAGGCUGGGGGCGGCCUACAGCAUCUCCCUGAUUGUACUGUGCUACCUGCUGCCCUUCUCCUUAAUGUGCUUCUGCCACUACAACAUCUGCAAGGCCGUCCGCCUGUCCGAGAUCCGCGUCCGGCCCGUCACCACCUACGCGCACCUGCUGCGCUUCUACAGCGAGAUGCGGACGGCCACCACCGUGCUGAUCAUGAUCGUCUUCAUCAUCUGCUGCUGGGGACCCUACUGCGUGAUAGGCCUGGUGGCGGCGGCAGCAGGGGACUACCCCUUCACGCCGCUCAUGGACACCGUGGCCGUUUGGAUGGCGUGGGCCAACGGCGCCAUCAACCCGCUCAUUUACGCCAUCCGCAACCCCAAUAUAUCCAUGCUGCUGGGGCGCAAUCGGGAAGAGGGCUACAGGACUAGGAAUAUUGCCGCCUACCUGUGUACACAGGGUCAGAGCAGAGAGGCCAGAGGACGGGCUGACCCCAUACGUGACCGUUACGGUAACCGUCACGGUCAGGGGAGCCGGGUAUCGUCCUCCAGUCCGGCCAACGGUGGCGACGUGGCCAUGUGGGCUUGUAAGAACCCGACUGUGCUGUUUUGCAGAGAAAGUCAGCCGGACACUGUGACCGAACCGCCACUCAUGAAGUCCGAAACGGUGGACACAAGCCUUUAGUGACCCUGACUAUAACUCUGUCCACAUGGUACAAAAGCCGGAUCAUCACGUGUAGCUGGCUUGGGACAUAAAAAGCUCUGGGACUAUAAAAAUGAAAUCUGCCUAAUGUGAAAAGGGAGAAAUCUAAUCCCGAACAUGACCUAAUAGAGCGAUGAAGUCAGUUAUGGGAUUCAUUUGCCAAAUAUGGUGUUUACGUGGGUUGGCGGUCACCUUGCAUAUUUUUGGCCAAAAUAGCCAAGAUGUCGAAAUUUGCCAUUUUGGUCAUCUUAACAACCUGGCUGUUUUGAUCUCCGUUUUAAAAGUCAAUGUCAGCCCUCUGUCAGUAAACCCCUACACCAGACCAUACUGUGACACUCCGAAAUGCUGUUAAUGGCAGUGAUUGCUCUUUUUAUACCGUUCUUUCCCUUAAUAUUUUUGAUGGGGUUUUUUGUUGCUUUUUUAUGUAAAGUGUAUUAUAUACAAAAAAAGGAUAAAACAUUUUGCAAACUGUCCUGUUAACAGGGCUCUAUCACGGGUAAAAAUAUUUAUUUUUUUGGUGAAAUGUGUGAUGCAGAAUUGUACAAAAUGUGGUUUUUUUUUUUUGUUCUUGCUUGCUAAUCAUAUUCAAAUGUUUUCCAGGCUCUGGAAAAUGCAGGGUUAAUUCAGAGGGCCAUUUGGUUAAUGAGAUCUGAUAGACUCUCUUGCUGUGAGAUAUUGUUUACAUUUAAUUGCUACAGUGAAACAGAAGAAAUGAUGUUAUUGGUGUGAAACUGUUUCAUUUGUAGUUCAUGUAUUGCAGAAAGUUGAGCAGGGAAUUUUAGUUUUAGCAUUUAAAAUGCACAGGUCAAGGUACCAGUAAUUCAGUUUAAUCUAGUAAAGGCCAGGUUUUUGGCAGAGUCCUCGUACUAAAUGGCAAAAAUUGACCUUAUAGAGUUAAUGCACACGUAAGUUAAAAUCCACAUGAGAAUUAAUUGGGACAUAUUGUAGCGUUUCAGUGGCAACAUUUUAUGGCAAUUCACAGUACAUUUGCUCCAGAAUCAGACCAUCCAAAUUAGCCUUGAAAGUGCCCCCAAAAGUCCUGGGUAAUGCAUCCAUGAAUAACGAGCUGUAGUCCCCAGUAACUCCAUGCACACUAAAGGCUUUCCAACAAGCAGGUGGAUAGCCACUGAUGGUGCAUUAAUACAUUGGAUGGGCUCUACCUGCCCAGCAGUGCUCUCCUCCCCUUUACUUGAUAUGUGUCGAGUGAGAUGUUGCUAAUAUAGCGAUUGGGCAGCCCCUUGCCCUCUGAUAUUUUUUUUUUAUUUUUUUAUUUUUUAUUUUUUUUCCAUCAGUAUUUUUUAUUUUACCCAAUGUCAGAUAUUGUAAAUUCUGCUCCUUUCCCUGUAGAAAUGCAUAAACACCAGCAUCUCCAACUCUGCUAGUCUGGAGGCAAAUCCAUAAAUAUUCUGUGACUUUCUCCAGGCAUCCUUAUCGAGUGAUAUCUGUUAUCAUUGAAUUCACUAAUUGUGCCUGGUCAUCGUGUGAUGAUGUUAGUUUA